AUGACAUUAUCUCUGGUCCCGACAAUCACGGGGCUCGCGGCCUUCUGGCUCGUGAGCUACGCGUCUGGCGUUCAGGGCCGCCGCGAGAGCUGGCUCUUCGAGGCCGAGGAUGCGGAGCCGUUCUGGAGGGUGUGGACCAGCCAGGACCUCGACAACGUGCGCUGGUCCCUGCUGGCGCCCAGGCCGUCGGUCUUCUUGUCUUUGGGGCUGGUCCUGGUCAUGUCCCUGACGUUGCGGGUGGCGGGCAUCGAGGGGUCCACGGGCGCCACGCUGGACGUCGACGAGGAGGUGAGAUGUGUCGGGGUCGCGAACGCUCUGGCCGCGGCCUGCGGUGGAGUCAUCGGGUCACACUCGCCGGGACUGACCACGUUCAACAUGGAAGUAGGUAGCGAGGACUUCCGCCCCUCCGUCCUCACGGCGGUGCUCACGCUGGCGGUGUGGCUGUGCGGUGCACCCAUCAUGAACUACAUCCCUCGCUUCCUGCUUGCGGGGAUCCUUAUGAACCUCGGCCUCCUCAUGACCCAGGAGUGGAUGUGGACUGCCUGCUCCAAGGUCGGCUACGGCGGACUGCUCAUAGUCUACACGCAGGCGCUCAGCUCGCUCUGCUGCGGGCUGCUGCCCAGCAUCCUCCUGGGGCUGGUGGUGGCCUGCGUCGUGGCGAAAGUGCAGUUGCAGGGCCAGAACGUUCUGAAGUACCAUUUGUCCGGGCGGUCGCUGAGGUCCCACAGGCGCAGGCCCGAGGAGGAGACGCGGAUCUUGGCCAGCGUGUCGAGGAUCGAGGCCCUCGGCCUCGAAGGGAGCCUCGCGGAGGCCAACACCUUCUGGUUCGCAGCGUACGUGAAGCGGUAUGUGAACCGGAACUCCAUCGUGCGGUUCAUCGUCCUGGAUCUCCGCUGUUGCCAGGAGGUCAGCUGCUCCGCCUGUGCCCUGCUCGCCAAGCUCGACAGCCACCUGCGCGACAGGGGCGUGACGGUGCUGUACGCGAACCUGGAGCCGGUCGUCGCGCUGAGGCUCAGCACCUUCUCCGUCGCCGGGGCGCAGAACCACAGCUUCGACACGCUCCCGGACGCGCUGGAGUACUGCGAGGACCGCGUGCUGUCCGCCCGCCUGCCCGCCGCUGCGCCCGCGGGCCGACCAGCCGCGGCGGCGCCGAGGCCCUCGGACGAGGAGCUGCUGGCGGCCCUGGCUCGCCUGGUCGGCGGCGGCCGCGAGGGCUGCGCCCCGCUGGCGGCUGCGGGGACCUGGCGCGCGCACGCCGCGGGCGAGAUUCUGGCCCAGCAGGGGUCGACGGCCAACAUUCUGCACUUCUGCUUGCCAGGCCACUGCGAGAUCUCCGAGGUGGCGGACGUGGGCCAGAGCAGCUUCUCGCAGCCCCUGCAGCUGUCGCUGGACGCGCUCGGGUUCAUCUGCGGCGUGGAGGGCGUGCUUCUCGACGAGUGCUCCCGAUCGACCUGCACCGUGGCAUCGGACAGCGGCUGGACCCUGUCCGUCUCGAAGCAGGCGCUGGAGCGGCUGCUGGCGGAGGACCUCGUGGCAGGGCUGCGGCUGUCGCAGCGCAUCAGCCAGGCCGUCGCGAAGCAGCUCCUCCGCCGCGGGGACCAGCUCGGCCUGGUGGUCGACGUGACGAAGGGCGGCGGCUGGCACGGCUCGCACUUCGACGAGCAGACCGCGGGCGUGUCCGCGUCGCUCCUGGACGGCGAGUCCAGGCUCGGGUCUCCAACGCUGGCCCGCCGCCGCUUUCUCCGGCAGGACGCGGGCCCGGUGCCCGGCGGGUACCUGCGGCCGUUCAUGCGGCGGUGGCCGCUCAGCCUCAUCGGAGCGUCCCGGUGCCCCGCCUCCAAGCAGGCGUCCACCUGGCAGAGCAGGAGGGCCAACGGAAACCGGGGCAGGCAAGCGCAGCAGAGGCCCGAGCGGUGA
Messenger RNA from Prorocentrum cordatum, 1917 nucleotides. The record is from the annotation of a GenBank genome assembly. NCBI's taxonomy places the organism in Eukaryota, Dinophyceae, Prorocentrales, Prorocentraceae.